AUUACAUAUGAUAAAAGCCCAUCAAAGAAACUUGAUCAACGGGUUGAAAUUCGAAUUUCGGAAGGUGUACUGGACGUCAUUUUUUUCCAAAAAACGAGGGGUAAACUGAGGAUAAAAGGAGCAAACUUAUUACCACGUCAUAAAUGCCAAACUGGCAUUGGCUGCAAUUGGGGCGAUAGGACAUGCACGCGCGUGAAGGAACCCCCCACCCUUUAUAAAGUCUCUAUUCUCCUGUUCUUUCUCCUUCCAUGUCCUUCAAGGCGUGCCAUUGUGUUCUCAUUAGCUCUUUCUCUCUCUACACACACACACAAUCAUCAUCAAUUUCUCUGUUUUUCUUGCUCUUUUUCUUUCAUUCCCAAGGACCCAGAACAAAAAACAAAAACAAAAAAAAUUCAGAGAGAGAAAGAAAAAUCUACAAACUAUUUGAUCCUAAGUUUCCAAUAAUGUCCAUUCCCCUGCAGCUGUUUUAUUUCACAUAAUUUUUUAGCACCUUCCAUUUUGCAGCUUUUCAAUCUCUCACCCAGCAGACAAAAAAGAAUAGGAAAGGAGAAAAACAAAACAAGCUCUAAUUAAUCCUUCAUUUUGUUUCCCUGUUUUGUCACUCUCAUUGUUAUCAUUUUGUUUUCGUGUCUGCUAUUCAUUUUGUUUUUACAGGGAAAAAAAAAAAAUGUAUAGACGAGAGAAAACACAGGAGAGAUAUAAGCAUGACAAGAAAAGCCCAUCAUUCUCUUCAAGUCUACUCGACAAAAUAUACCGCUCAAUCGACGAGGGUGACAAACACUCUGGAGAUUUGAAGGUCUUUACGGGAACAAUGGCAAAGAAACAGACCAAAAGCGGUGGAAGAAGUAGUAGAGCUAUGGAAGAGGAAGACAUGGCCAGUUUUCGCCGAGCUUGUUUAACCGAUAAGUGGAUGGAGAAGAAGGCUGGAGAUAAAGUCGGUGCUCAACGAAGACAGUAUUACCCAGAAUCGGAUAGAAAAAUAGACCACGAUAACUACAAUAACGAUCAUGACGUUAUGUUUUUCAGUUCGACAUCCAGUUCUUCAGAUUCAAGUUCGGGAGGUUUCUCUUCCUCCGACACGGAAUCUAUGCACUGUACCAGAUCGAGAACACCCUCGUGUUUCGCGCCGGCGAUGCCGAAGCCUAAGCCUGUUCGAACCAGCACCACUUCUUCUCGGUCGGAGAAAACAGAGAAGAAACAGAGGACUCUGUUAUACGAACAGAGGACGGAAUUGCAUAUGUACGAUGAUUGUCAUCGCCAUCAUCAUCAUCAUAAUAGUUCAUCCACAGAACACACACCGAAGCUCGACGAAAUUCUGAUCAGGUCCAAGUCAAGGGCUUUGAAGAUUUACAGCAAUCUAAAGAAGGUGAAACAGCCAAUUUCACCGGGAGGUCGGCUGGUGAAUUUCCUCAAUUCACUUUUCACUGCAGGAACAUCAAAGAAAUCCAAACACUCCUCCUCCGUCGCAAGCUGCGAUUAUGCUAAUGCUAGUGCCGAGAGGAAAUCGAAAUCGGUCCAAGCUUCUUCGACUUGUUCUUCGGCCUCUUCAUAUUCCAGAUCAUGUCUGAGCAAAAAUUCGCCUACUACGAGAGAAAAACUUCGCAAUGGGGUUAAAAGGACGGUUCGUUUUUACCCUGUGAGUGUUAUUGUGGAUGAAGAUUGUCGGCCAUGUGGUCAUAAAUGCUUGUACGAAGCAGAACAAGAAGAAAACCGAACAACUCUAAUGCCGGUAACCGUACCGACGGCAUGGAAAAUCGGACCGUCGCCGACGAGGAAGAUCGAAGAAGAGGUUGUUAAACACCAAGUGUUUGAGAAAAGUCGGCGAGUUGAAGAAGCAGCCAGAGAGUUUCUCAAGGAUUAUCGUCAAAACCUACUGAAGAACGAAAUAAAGCUGAGAGAUUUUCGGUGUGGUAAAGUGGAGGAAGUGGAUGAUGAUGCAGCUAGCUAUUCAAGUUCGGAUCUUUUCGAGCUCGAUCACCUUGCGUUGAUCGGAAACGAAAGGUACCGGGAAGAACUUCCGGUGUAUGAAACAACCCAUGUUGAUACAAACCGUGCCAUAGCUAAUGGCCUAAUAAUGUAGAGUUUUGAUAUCACAUAGAAUUAAACCAGUUUUUUUUUUUUCAAGUAUACUGAUGAGCUUUGCUUUUGAUAACUUUUAACAUUCUGUUACUGUCUGGCUAAUUAAUAUUGUCUUGUACUAGUCUUGUUAAUGAUGUUUUUAGGCCACCGCUAAUGGCCAAAAUAUGAGAUUCCAGAAAUAGAACCAUGACAACGUUUUCUCAGUUUCCUCCAUAACAUAAACAGUCU
Molecule: messenger RNA, 2307 nt
Organism: Ziziphus jujuba (common jujube)
Lineage: Eukaryota; Viridiplantae; Streptophyta; Magnoliopsida; Rosales; Rhamnaceae
Product: protein BIG GRAIN 1-like B
Exons: 1
Coding region: 668-2080 (470 amino acids)
Biological process (GO): auxin-activated signaling pathway
Source: RefSeq, a predicted model, not a curated record